AUGGUGUCCAAAAGCCAGCCAGGACUGGAGAAGGAGGAAGCUACCAAAAGAACUAUCCCCAAAAGGAUAAUCUACUUUGCAAAUGGCGACACUAUGGAAGAACAUAGCACAGAAGAAGAAGAAGAAGAAGAGAAAGAAGAAUUCAAGAAUACUCCAGCACUUGAUAUUUCUAAACUUCCAUGGGGGCCCUACCUACGAUUUUGGGCAGUACAAAUAGUGAGUGCUUCAUUUUCCACAUGUGAAUUCCUAGGUGGGAAAUUAGCCACUUUCUUUGGACUUGACGAGCCCAAAUAUCAGUAUUUGUUAAAUGAAUACUACAGAACCUCAAAUCAGGAGAAUGAUGAGCAAGUUGAAGAAGAUGACUCAAAGGCCCUGUCAACAGAGGUCUCGGAGGAAAAGCAGCACUUAGAUAUUAAUGGCAAACAGUAUGGCACCAAUGAACAGAAGACUACAGUGGACUUUACUCCCCAGGAAACCUUAACAAAUGUGGGAAAAUUGACAGAAUCCAGUCCAUGA
This is a messenger RNA of Gracilinanus agilis (Agile Gracile Mouse Opossum), 516 nucleotides long. RefSeq names its product family with sequence similarity 177 member B (gene FAM177B). Bases 1 to 516 code for a protein of 171 amino acids. NCBI's taxonomy places the organism in Eukaryota, Metazoa, Chordata, Mammalia, Didelphimorphia, Didelphidae. The transcript is spliced from 4 exons. The record is from RefSeq and is a predicted model, not a curated record.